UAAUGCACUGUAUUAUGCAUUUUGUAUUCACAGCCUUCUGAACAUCAUCAAUUCACUGAACAAAGGCUACCUGAUCUGGCAGGAAGUGAUUGACAAUGGGGCUACAGUACGACCUGACACAGUGGUGGAGGUUUGGAAGUCAGGCUAUGUGGAAGAGCUCAAUAAAGUUACACUGAAAGGCUACAAGACCAUUUUAUCUGCAUGCUGGUACCUUAACUACAUAUCUUAUGGUUCAGACUGGAACAGCUACUAUAGUUGUGAUCCCUGGGGAUUUCUCGGUACCCAGAAACAGCUAGAUUUAGUGAUAGGAGGUGAAGCAUGCAUGUGGGGCGAAUAUGUGGACAACACCAACGUCAUUCAGCGAACCUGGCCUAGAGCAGCAGCUGUUGGAGAAAGGCUAUGGAGCAGCAUGAAAGUAAGAGAUGCUUCAAAGGCUGCUCCGCGCAUGGCUGAACACAGGUGUCGUCUCAUCAGGCGAGGAUUCCAAGCAGAGCCUGUUAAUGGUCCUGACUUUUGUAAGCACGAGUAUCGCAGGGAGUAGUUAUCAGUGGACAUACCUUGCAGAUUGAACAACACUGCUGAAAUGUUAUGAAAAUUUUCAAGCAUUCCACCAUUUCAUAUGAUCAGAAUGAAUACAUAGUAAUGUCUGUGUCUGCAAGACGCACUGGAUUCUGAUGAUGGUUUUGUGUCUGUGUUUCAAAUGUUUCUCUCACUGUCUGGUGUUCAUUUCUAUAAUGUCUGUUUCAAUGAUAUAAACUGUAUGGAAAAAAAAACAAUAACUUGAUUAUUCAUAUGCAUUAAAUGUUCAUCGGAUGAGCUAGAACUGUUUGCUAUAUUUCUCACAAGUGCAGCUUUUUUGAAAAUGAGUCUUCAAUGUAACAUCAUAUUCUUAUAUAUUUACAUACAUGUUACAUUCCUCAAUCAUUUGGUACUGCUGUGCUCUUGCCUAAUAGUGUGCUAGUGUGAUUGAAUUUCAAAUGUUUCCUAUGCAAUAUUACUGUGAUUAUUUGGACCUUUUUUGCACUUUUUAUGUUGAUAGGAUUCAUAUAAGAUUUCAAAGUGUCAUUGUUUUGAAUGUUUUGAAGAUUGACAAACCUCAGUAGAUGUUUAUACAUUAAACCUAGGUGGGUUGGAGGUUGUAUUAAUUACCCAACACAG
Molecule: messenger RNA, 1158 nt
Organism: Ylistrum balloti
Lineage: Eukaryota; Metazoa; Mollusca; Bivalvia; Pectinida; Pectinidae
Product: beta-hexosaminidase subunit beta-like
Exons: 5
Biological process (GO): glycosaminoglycan metabolic process; carbohydrate metabolic process; ganglioside catabolic process
Cellular component (GO): membrane
Molecular function (GO): beta-N-acetylhexosaminidase activity
Source: RefSeq, a predicted model, not a curated record